Protopolystoma xenopodis is the source of this 1800-nucleotide messenger RNA. The record is from the annotation of a GenBank genome assembly. NCBI's taxonomy places the organism in Eukaryota, Metazoa, Platyhelminthes, Monogenea, Polystomatidea, Polystomatidae.
UGCCGUGUUGGCCUUUUGAAAAGAGCACUCGAAGCCAUCCAGAAUGCUCACUCCCUCCAGCACAAACCGGUCAAUAGAAUGACUGGGCACAGUUGCACUGAGACUGAAAGUAGGGAGCAAUCGCCCCAAAGCGGAAACGCCGAGUACACCGAAGACUUGGGCAUCUGUCUGGAUGAACCAAGUUGGAAUCUUGGUGCCUACCUCUUUGGAUUAGCACGUUCUGGUUUCGCUUUGACCGAACUCUGCUCGGCCAUUAGUGCCGGUCUGGUGACAGCUUCUGGCCUCGUUUGGCAGGCGAAUGAUUUAAAGGAUAAAAACAAUGAAAAUCGUUUCCUUUGGUCGAAUUCGUCUCGGCUCCGCUCUGUUUGGCUGACAGCCUGUCGUCCUCUCCGCAAUACCGCCUGCAGUCUGGCUGUUGUUGGUCAGCUAAUCGCCACAGGGUUGGUAAAUAUCUCGCCUCGACACCUGUGCACUCUUCCUUCAGAUAAAGCCCGUCUUGUAGUUGCGACCCCUCCAGGAAUGCAGAAAUGCAACUCAAAUCCAGAGCCUUACAACGAACCCAGGCUUCUGACCCGGUUUCGUUCCAAUCUUUGGUCAUCCUGUGGCCUUGAAGAACAGACUGAUAAAACAGUUUUAAAUUCAGUGCAGCUUCCGACCGAUGCAUCUUCAUCAUCAUUGCAUCCUCAUCAUCUGGAACUGUCUGAAAACUCUCGAAAACUAUGUUGUAACACCCGUCUGUCUAUAUCCUGGCAAGAGACGAUGCUCGAUGGCAAUCAGCACUUAGAAUCAGCAGAUACUAGCCGAUCUCAACCUUCUGCUGGUGCCCCGUUUCCUGUACUUUUGGUCCCUUGCGACAUCAGCCUUCCUCUACACCGCGUUCUAAUGCAGGUCGUCAGCCGACUUGAUCAGCUUUCUUGCCACCUCAUGCCCAGGCCACCCUGGUCGGACAUAUUCGCUCGUCACCUGGCCGUAUCUCUCCUUAACGAGUACUCCCGUCUAGUCGACAGGUUAAAAUAUGACACUUCCUUAUCUCAGCACGGUAAAUCAGCCCAUAGCACCGAUUUAUUUUCAUCCUGCUCAGACUCAGAAAGUGGGACUCUUAUGCCGCUGCCAACAACCAUUCUCCUACAGCUCAUCUUUGAUGUCCGUUUUAUUUUGCGCCUCUUUAUAAGGCCUUUGCACAGUGACAUUGCUAAUUCAAAGCUUGUUGACAAGCCUGUUGAUUCUCUAUCGAAGACUUUCAUCCAGCAGUCUGAAGAAUCAAUGCAAGAGAAUGGUUGCAAUCAGGCUUCGCCUAGCAGUUCUUACGUCCUGACCUCGGAUACCGAGCUACUUGAAGACCUUGGGCUCGACUGGGAUCUUCUCUCUCAGACUCAACAACAACUUGGCCAAGCCAUCCUUCCACAUCUCGAGGCCUUGCUCGAUCCCAUCGAUCUUGCUUGCGCCACCCGUCCUCUGGCCAACUGCUUGGAACGAUGCAUAACACUGGUCGGUCGUGGUCCAUAUGCAUCUCUGGUUGGCCGUCCUGUCAACCUAACAACGGCUUCUACCAUUGGCAAUACUUCAUUGGCUGAAUCUGGCCUUCGUGAGUACAGCGAUGAGACCGAGACAAUUCACCAGUUCAUAUCUGAGCCCAAAAACAGCAGUAGCCAUGGCGUCUGUACUGAAGGAGCAUCCCUUAAUUCUCAGUCUUCUGACAUGGCUCGGCCUGCCAGAUUCGCCUUAUUGCCGAUCUCAUUUGCGGCUUACUCUAGUCGAGCAGACUUUGACAAGUCAAUUUUGCAGAUCCGCACCGCCUAA